Messenger RNA from Chenopodium quinoa (quinoa), 1435 nucleotides. RefSeq lists its product as uncharacterized. The coding region runs from base 1 to 1017 and encodes 338 amino acids. Lineage: Eukaryota; Viridiplantae; Streptophyta; Magnoliopsida; Caryophyllales; Amaranthaceae. Gene Ontology annotation, molecular function: ER lumen protein retrieval receptor activity. Gene Ontology annotation, biological process: protein retention in ER lumen. The record is from RefSeq and is a predicted model, not a curated record. The transcript is spliced from 9 exons. Gene Ontology annotation, cellular component: membrane.
AUGGGUAAAUUCAAAUAUGAAACACCAGCAUUGGUGCAGCGAAUUGGUACAUGGGUUCGAAACCGUACUAUGAAAGAGAAGCUGUGUAUGGGUGCCAUUGCUGCGGUUGUAAUGCUUGUUUUGUUAAAAGUAUUGGUCAAAGAUCAUGCACAUUUUUUUGUUGCUGCUCAAACUUCUCAUGCUGUUGGUAUCUUACUCUUGAUUUACAAGCUCACCAUCUCCAAGACUUGUUCUGAUUACUCCAAUAUCAAUGGAUUAUGUGAAAUUGCUCUUGUAUCAGCAAAAAUACUAAUGUCUAUCACUAAGGACUCAAGAGCUUACAGCUAUAAAUCUAUUUGUGAGACUCCUAUCCAGCCUUUCAAUCCGAGGGCAAAUACAUGUUGUACUCGAUUCCCUGAACCUUGUAGCUACUUUGUGGGUGAUGUAUAUGAUGCGGUUCAAGUUGAAAUCAACUUACCUGCAAGAACUAGACAAUAUGCCCCUGCUCUACGUGUACCUAAAACUAAUCAUGGAAUGAGCAAAUAUCAUACUAUGCAGUAUGUUCUGUACAUAAUUAUUUUUGAAAAACCUUUCAGGUUUUCACAUUUGAAAACUGCUUCUUAUAUGUCAUCAUGUUCAACAUUAGCUCCUUGUGCUGUUGCUGCAUUAUUAGCACAUCCUACAGGACCUUUUCCAUUGCUUAUUCGGUGGAUGUGGUCAUUCUGCAUUUCGGUUGAAGCUGUUGCUGUUCUUCCCCAGCUUCGUUUGAUGCAGAACGCAAAGAUGGUUGAACCUUUCACAUCCCAUUAUGUGUUUGCCUUGGGCGUCUCAAGGUUCAUGGGAUGUGCUAAUUGGAUAAUUCAGCUUAUUGAGACCAGAGGCGUUCACCUGAUGCUUAUAGGACAAGGACAUAUCUGGAUACUGUUGGCUCUUGUUGCUGAAUUGGUUCAUACAUUCAUCUUGGCUGAUUUCUGUUAUUACUAUGUUAAGGGUGUCAUGGAGGGGCAGACCAUAAUGAGCCUACGCUCAUUAGUUUGAAGGUUUGGAUACAUACGUGGUUGCUAGCUUGUUACAAUAAAAGUCUGGUUGAAGCAGUAAGAACAAAAACCUGUAAGUCAAGAAGGAAGGAAAAUAUAUAGGAGUAUGACAACUUUCUUCCCUGUUAUUGUUUUUUCAAAGGGGAUUGUUCGGACUCCUCUGAAGUAUUGUUGCUUUGACGGGACUUGAUUUUACUAACCAUACAACAAAGCUUUCAUUGUUGGGGCAUCGCCCCUCUUGUUCACCAAAAAAUAAAAAGCCUUACUUCACUGUCAUACGAAGUUUGCACAAGUAGAUUCUUGAAUGUAUCUCAUAUAAGGGUAAUUAUUCAUUUGUUUUCGGCGAAAAUUGUCCAGGUAGUAAAGAGCAACAUUACUCUAGACUCUAGUACAACAACAAUAGAGAGAAAAGUUCUUGA